UGGCGGUGACGCACCGUUUCGCUGUUUCGCCAACCGUCCUACAGAAGAAGAAGCACGUGACUACUGUUGAACCAGGAAAUGCGGCUGCAGUUGACACGGUUGGAUCAAAACAAAUCGAGACUAGCCUGUUGGGCUGCUGAAAAAUAUUUUCCUGUGAUCACCUGCAAUCAUAUUCGUCUUGACAUGGAUGAAACACUCUUCCAGCUAAAGUUCACUUCCAAGCAGCUUGAGAGACUGGCCAAGAAGGCGGAGAAGGAGUCUGAAAAGGAGCAGGCCAAGGUCAAGAAGGCUUUGCAACAGAAAAAUGUGGAAUGUGCCAGAGUUUAUGCGGAGAAUGCUAUCCGGAAAAAAAAUGAAGGCCUUAACUGGCUGCGCAUGGCGUCUCGAGUCGACGCGGUGGCCUCUAAAGUCCAGACUGCUGUCACCAUGAAGGGAGUGUCCAAAACAAUGGGCCAGGUGACCAAGGCCCUGGACAAAGCUCUGAACUCCAUGGAUCUCCAAAAGGUCUCUGCAGUCAUGGAUAAGUUCGAAAGCCAAGUCCAGAACCUGGACGUCCACACCUCAGUGAUGGAGGACUCCAUGAGCUCGGCAAUGACGCUGACCACGCCUCAGGAGCAGGUGGAUGACCUGAUCCACCAAAUAGCAGAGCAGAGCGGCCUGGAGGUGAUGGACCAGCUCAGCCAGCUGCCUGCAGGAGCCACCUCAGUGGGUGCACAGAGCUCACAGAGCCAGGACAAGGAGGACCAGCUGUCUCGACGGUAA
Molecule: messenger RNA, 762 nt
Organism: Micropterus dolomieu (smallmouth bass)
Lineage: Eukaryota; Metazoa; Chordata; Actinopteri; Centrarchiformes; Centrarchidae
Product: charged multivesicular body protein 1a-like
Exons: 6
Coding region: 79-762 (227 amino acids)
Biological process (GO): endosome transport via multivesicular body sorting pathway; protein transport; late endosome to vacuole transport
Cellular component (GO): ESCRT III complex; multivesicular body
Source: RefSeq, a predicted model, not a curated record